Messenger RNA from Schizophyllum commune H4-8, 1822 nucleotides. RefSeq names its product NAD(P)-binding protein. Gene Ontology annotation, molecular function: nucleotide binding. Lineage: Eukaryota; Fungi; Basidiomycota; Agaricomycetes; Agaricales; Schizophyllaceae. Bases 203 to 1702 code for a protein of 499 amino acids. The transcript has 6 exons. The record is from RefSeq and is a predicted model, not a curated record.
GCUCCCUCUGAUGACCGCGUGCCCUCGACGCUUUCCGCUCCUCAUAGCCUGCCGCAGGCCGGGUGAUCGCCCUCUGCACGCGCCAUCAGCAUCACCCACUUGUGUUGCCGACCCAGUUUGAGGGUGCUAUCGAGGAAUCGAUUCCGCCUCUUAUCUCGCCGACAGAGCCGCUCAGCCAACGAGAAGGCCUCGAUUGGGAGUCAUGCGGAGGAAACUGUUCAAGCCUCACCAGACGCCGUACUCUUCUCCUCCUCCCAUCUCGCCUGAGGACAUGACUCUUGCUAAGGACGUCCCGGUUACGCUCGCGGUCAUCGGCUGCGGCCAGCGUGGCAACGCCUACUCCGCGUAUGCUCUGGCUUCUCCUGGCCGCGCCAAGGUGGUCGCUUGCGCAGAGCCCCGCCCCAAGACGCGCGCUGAAUUCUCUGCUCGCCACGCGAUAGACGCGACGCUGGUGUUCGACUCUUGGCAAGCCUUACGUCGCGCCUCGGAAGAGACGCUUCGCACCGUGGGCAAGCGCCUCGCGGACGCCGUGCUGGUCACCGUCCAGGACCACAUGCAUGAGAAGGUGGUACGCGCAUUUGCGGCGCUCGGCUACAAUAUUCUGUGCGAGAAGCCGAUGGCCACGACGGUCGGAGACUGCUUGCGGAUGGAGGAUGCGGUGGCGCGGCAGAAUAUCAUCUUUGGGAUGGGACAUGUCAUGCGCUAUUCUCCGUACAGUCAAGAAAUCACCAAGAUCGUUCGCUCGGGAGAGCUUGGUCGGCUAGUCAAUAUCGUGCAAGUCGAGCCGGUGGGCUACUUCCACUUCGCACACAGCUAUGUGCGCGGGAACUGGGGUCGCGAGGCAGAAUGCGCCUUCGCGCUCUUGACGAAGUGCUGCCACGACAUUGACAUUCUGUGCCACUGGAUGGCUCCGGCAAAGCCUGUUCGCGUGUCGUCCUUCGGCUCGCUAUACCACUUCAGGAGGGAACAGAAGCCACCUGCGGCGGGCGACGCUACGAAGUGCCUCAGCUGCCCUGCUGAGAAGGACUGCGCCUAUAGCGCUAAGAAGAUUUACUACGAUGCCAUCAAGCGCGGCCACACAGCUUGGCCUGUAGAGGUCUUGACAGAUGGCACGCCAACGGUCGAAGGCGUCAAGGAGACGCUUGACAACACGUCAUACGGCAGCUGCGUAUACGAGCUGCCCAACGACGUCUGCGACAACCAGGUCGUGAAUAUCAUGUUCGACAACGACACGACCGUGUCGUUCACCAUGGUAGCCUUUACGGAGGCAAUUUGCGACCGCCAGCUCCGCAUGCACUUCACGCACGGAGAGAUCAUCGGGGACAUGACCAAGUUCACCGUCACCGAUUUCCGCAAGACCGAAAAGCGCACACGGUCUGUCCAUCCCAAGUCCGAAGGCGGAGGCCAUGGCGGCGGCGACACCGGCCUCGCGCGCACUUUCGUCGAGGCCGUGCGCACAGGCGAUCAGCGCGUCCUGGGCACCGACAUCAAGGAGGUGACGAAGAGUCACGUUACCGUGUUCGCUGCCGAGCAGAGUCGGCUUAUGGGCGGUCAAGUGGUCCUGGUGGAGGAAUUUGAGAAAAAGGCGAGGGAGGAGGCGCUGAAGUCGGGGAAAAUUGAGGAUGUGUUUUCUACGGAAGGGAAGGAGGAGGGUAUACCCCGCCAUGGUAUGGCGAAGGUGCACGUUGAGGUGACUGUGUAGACUAGUUUUUCUUGCUCCAUAUAUGGAUUUUAUUGUAUGUUGUAUACCAUGAGUGCCGUUCAUCUUGGAAUCGGAACCCUCUUACACAAAGGCUUCGUAUCGUGUACGGCACAGGCAGCG